Molecule: messenger RNA, 2769 nt
Organism: Microtus ochrogaster (prairie vole)
Lineage: Eukaryota; Metazoa; Chordata; Mammalia; Rodentia; Cricetidae
Gene: Wt1
Product: WT1 transcription factor
Biological process (GO): regulation of transcription by RNA polymerase II
Cellular component (GO): nucleus
Molecular function (GO): RNA polymerase II cis-regulatory region sequence-specific DNA binding; DNA-binding transcription factor activity, RNA polymerase II-specific
Source: RefSeq, a predicted model, not a curated record
GCAGGAGUCGGCUUCCACGUGUGUCCCGGAGCCGGCGUCUCAGCACACGCUCCUCCGCGAGCCCGGGUGUCUUCAGCAGCAGGAGCAGCCGGGGAAUCGAGGCCCCCGCAGCACCUGGGCCAAGUCCAGUGGCCAAAGCCCGCAGAAUCGUAGGAGCGGAGGGCCGUCCGGGUCCGAACCGCAGCUGAUGGGUUCCGACGUGCGGGACCUGAACGCGCUCCUGCCCGCGGUGUCCUCUCUGGGCAGCGGCGGCGGCUGCGGGCUCCCUGUGAGCGGCGCUGCUCAGUGGGCGCCGGUGCUGGACUUCGCGCCUCCGGGUGCUUCGGCUUACGGGUCGCUGGGCGGUCCCGCGCCUCCGCCAGCUCCGCCGCCACCUCCGCCGCCACCCCACUCCUUCAUCAAACAGGAGCCCAGCUGGGGCGGCGCCGAGCCGCACGAGGAGCAAUGCCUGAGCGCCUUCACUUUGCACUUCUCUGGCCAGUUCACCGGUACAGCCGGGGCCUGUCGCUACGGACCCUUCGGUCCUCCUCCGCCCAGCCAGGCGUCCUCCGGCCAGGCCAGGAUGUUCCCAAAUGCGCCCUACCUGCCCAGCUGCCUGGAGAGCCAGCCCACUAUCCGCAACCAAGGAUACAGCACAGUCACUUUCGACGGGGCGCCCAGCUAUGGCCACACGCCCUCGCACCACGCGGCGCAGUUUCCCAACCAUUCCUUCAAACACGAGGACCCCAUGAGCCAGCAGGGCUCUCUGGGCGAGCAGCAAUAUUCGGUGCCGCCCCCGGUGUAUGGCUGCCACACCCCUUCGGACAGCUGCACAGGCAGCCAGGCCCUGCUGCUGAGGACGCCCUACAGCAGUGACAAUUUAUACCAAAUGACCUCCCAGCUUGAAUGCAUGACCUGGAAUCAGAUGAACCUGGGAGCCACCUUGAAGGGAAUGGCUGCUGGGAGCUCCAGCUCAGUGAAAUGGACAGAAGGGCAGAGCAACCACGGCACAGGGUAUGAGAGUGAGAACCACGCAACCCCCAUCCUCUGUGGUGCCCAGUACAGAAUUCACACCCACGGAGUCUUCCGAGGCAUUCAGGAUGUGCGACGUGUGUCUGGAGUGGCCCCAACUCUCGUCCGGUCAGCCUCUGAGACCAGUGAGAAACGUCCUUUCAUGUGUGCUUACCCAGGCUGCAAUAAGAGAUAUUUUAAGCUGUCCCACUUACAGAUGCACAGCCGGAAGCACACUGGUGAGAAACCAUACCAGUGUGACUUCAAGGAUUGUGAGAGAAGGUUUUCUCGCUCUGACCAGCUCAAAAGACACCAAAGGAGACACACAGGUGUGAAACCAUUCCAGUGUAAAACUUGUCAGCGCAAGUUUUCGCGGUCCGACCACCUGAAGACGCACACCAGGACUCAUACAGGUAAAACAAGUGAAAAGCCCUUCAGCUGUCGGUGGCACAGUUGUCAGAAAAAGUUCGCGCGGUCAGAUGAAUUAGUCCGCCAUCACAACAUGCACCAGAGAAACAUGACCAAACUCCAGCUGGCGCUUUGAGGGGUCCGACGGGGGGACAACUCAGCAUCCCAGGCAGGACAGUGUGCAAACCGCUUCCAAACCCGAUUUCGAAAUUCCUCCCCACUCAUCUACAGAGUGAUUUGACGGUGGGUCGUCAUCCAACUUCCAAGACUGCACACGUGUUUGGCUACACCCUAUCAGGUCUGCUGGGAGGAGUCUGUGCUCCACCUCCUUUUGGCUAACUCACAGGCCUGAAAAAGUGGCUCGAGAUGUCUUGCUGGUUGAAAGAGCAUUGCCAUUUCGGCCGAACUUUCCACUGUUAGAAGAUACAUUGUUGCUAAUGUCCCCCUACCUCCCUCUUCUCCUUCAUGCGUGUUUUCACCAGGAUGGGAGCGAGUGUUCCAUUUUCCAUCAUGGGAUAUUUAUAGGCCAGGGCAUGGUGUGUGUGUCUGCUAAUGUAAACUUUGUCAUGGUUCCCAUUUACUAACAGCCCUAGAAAGAAAUAAAUCAGAGAGCAAAGCACCAGGGUUGGCAAGUCCCGCCCAGAAUUUCAGAGGUCAGGCUGCAAACCCGGAAUCCUGGAAGGCAGGAAUUCUUGUAAAGCUCAUAGGUUUUAGGAUUAGAAUUAACCGGAACCUCUACAUAGAAACCUGAAGGAACCUUCCUGUUCAGCUAGUCAUUGCUAACAUUAGCACCGUGCUCUUAAGAAAUAAUGUUCAAAGAGCAGAGAUUUUAAAAAAUGUUUUGAUUUAUUUUUUAGCUGUAAUUAGGUACAUCUUCAGAGAUGUACUUUCCUUUUCAUGCAAAGGAAAUGGAAGAAUUCAUUUUCAUCAUCUGGGGUCUCUUUAGAAUGUAAAGACCACACUGGCUAUGUGGCUUCGAGUUGUAAAAAUUAAAAUGACUUUAAGAGAAACUAGGGGCUGGUCCAGGAUCUUCACUGGUAAGACUGUUCUUAAGUAACUUAAGUAUCUUUGACUCUGCAAGUAUGUGGGGGAAACAAAAAGAUAUAUUAUUGUGAGGAAAUCCAUUGUUUAAAGGUGUGUGUGUGUGUUGUUGUUGUUUUUUAAAGGGAGGGAGUUUAUUAUUUACUGUUGCUUGAAAUACUGUGUAAAUAUAUAUGUAUAUAUGAUGUGCUCUUUGUCAACUAAAAUUAGGAGGUGUAUGGAUAUUAGAUUCAUCACUGUGUGGAUGUCAAUCUUACAGUGUAUUAAUGAUAAUACUAAAAAUGUAACCUGCAUUUUUUUUCACUUGGCUGUCAAUUAAAGUCUAUUCAA